Molecule: messenger RNA, 5583 nt
Organism: Rhagoletis pomonella (apple maggot)
Lineage: Eukaryota; Metazoa; Arthropoda; Insecta; Diptera; Tephritidae
Gene: drk
Product: growth factor receptor-bound protein 2
Exons: 8
Coding region: 892-1527 (211 amino acids)
Molecular function (GO): protein binding
Source: RefSeq, a predicted model, not a curated record
GAAUUUAACUUGUCGUCUGUCAACGUCGUCGUCGGGUGUAUGUAAACGCGGUCUGCGCCUGUCGCCUUUUUCUGCACAAGAAAUUCUCCAGUAACAUUACGCUCGGUAGUUUUAUUAAUAAAUAAAUGUAUUUAAUUUUCUGCUGUGUGUUAUACAAAUUAUGUGUGAAAAGCAAAGUUCAUAAAUAGUAGCAAAAAAGCUGUGAAAUUGACGAGCUGGCGCAUAAAUUGAAAGGAAUAGAAAACGAGAAAAAACCUGUGUGCAGAAGAGAAGUGAAAAGAUAUUCCUUUGUGUCGCUGCUUGGAAUUCGUCGGGUACUUGCCAGCGUGUUUUUGUGUGUGCGCGUUUAUGUUAGCAAGCAGGAAUUGGGGGAACUGAAAAUAAAACCUAACAAAAAUCAAGUGAACUUUCUGCUUAUAUGGCCAUCAAUUCCCCUAAAAUAGAACAAAUGUGAAACUGAAGCAAAAAGAUCGUAAAAUAAUUGUAAAAUAUCAAACAAACUUGUUGGCGUGUUCAGAGCGUUUAAAAAAGAAAACAAGUGUUUGCCAAAUUAGUAAAAUGUAAAAUGUAGAAAUAAGUACAAGUAAAAAGUGCGGGUUUCUCUUGGUGGGCAACAAAAUAAAAAAAGAUCAGUGAAGCGCGAACAAGCACAAGCAGCUAAAAAAAGUUGAAUUUACUUACAAAAAUACAAAAAUCUAGACGGAAAUCAUUGUAAGCUGCACAUACACGUUUAUUGAGCGAUCUAUAUUAAGCACAAAAUUAUUAAACAAAAACAACAAUCGAGAUAGAUUAAAGCAACUGUAUAAUUAAUUUGCCAAGUAGCAGCAGCAGCAACAAAAGUAACUUUAAUUCAUAACGCAAACAAAUCACGAAAAAAAAACAACAACAAGCAUGGAAGCAAUUGCCAAACACGACUUCUCAGCAACUGCCGAUGACGAAUUGAGUUUUCGCAAAAGCCAAAUUUUAAAGAUUUUAAACAUGGAAGACGAUUCAAAUUGGUAUCGUGCCGAAUUAGACAGUAAAGAGGGUCUCAUACCCAGUAACUAUAUAGAAAUGAAAAAUCAUGACUGGUACUAUGGUCGCAUCACACGCGCCGAUGCUGAAAAAUUGCUCUCAAAUAAACACGAAGGCGCAUUUUUAAUUCGCAUCAGUGAGUCCAGCCCUGGCGAUUUCUCCCUAUCAGUCAAAUGUCCCGAUGGUGUGCAGCAUUUUAAAGUCUUACGCGAUGCACAGGGUAAAUUCUUCCUUUGGGUGGUUAAAUUCAAUUCACUCAACGAGCUAGUGGAAUAUCAUCGAACCGCAAGCGUGUCAAGAUCACAAGAUGUUAAAUUAAGAGAUAUGAUACAUGAAGAGAUGCUCGUUCAAGCAUUAUACGAUUUUGUGCCACAAGAAUCUGGUGAAUUGGACUUUAGACGCGGCGAUGUUAUCACCGUCACAGAUCGAUCUGAUGAGAAUUGGUGGAAUGGUGAGAUUGGCAAUCGGAAAGGUAUCUUCCCAGCAACCUAUGUAACGCCAUACCACUCAUAAUAGAAUAGAAAGUCGUAAAAUAAAAUAUAAAAAAAACAAUAUAAAAAAUAACAAUAAAAACACUGCACACAAAUACAAAAACAACAAACAAACGAACACACAAAACAAUACUGGUAUCUAAAUUAAAAUUAAAAAAAAACGAACCACCAACAGUAACAAAUAUUUGCCACCAUUAUUUUUCACACAUUUUAUAAAAACGCCAAACACUGCUACAACAACAAUCAGAACUAUUAUCAGAAAAGUAGGAGUAACAACGGCAGGAAGAGACACUGCAAUAACACUCGAAAUUAAGAUUAGCAAUGGUAAUAGGGAUACAAAUGUUGUGUCAACAUUUAAAACUACAACCAUCAAUAGUUGUGAGCUGUCUCAUCAGCCAAGAAAUUUAUUAUCCUUGAGACUAUUGCAUGCGAAACAUCACAGCCACAUUUUAUUGUUUUUUUUUUUUAAGGAGCGCUUUGUUGCAGACAACCUUUUAGCAUGAGUAGUAUGGUAGUGUGCAAACGCUGAACGCAAUUUUUAUUUGAGGUUAGAGAUACAUAUAUAUAUAUUUAAACGGUAAAUUACUGUAAAGAGUGUAAAAUCAACUUAGCGAAACUCUAAAAUCAACUUAGCGAAACUCUAAACUUAGCUGCCUUAUCAUGUAUCUAAAAGUCAUAAUCCAAUUAAUUGUCGCGUACUUUAGGCACUGAAAUUUAUUGCAUGCCAAUUUGAAAGUUUAGUUUUAAGAAGAUUUUAAGUCUAUCCCAGGCAUAUUGAACAUAUUUAUUAUAUUUUGCAUUUGGUCUUUAAUUUCCAUUUUUGCUAACAUUUUACACUAAACUUUUACCAAUUUUACCUAUCUAUAUCGGCUUUUUAUAAUUGAAAUUUGUCACAUUUUUUUGUCAAAUUCAUACAUUUUUUAUGAAAUUUGCGACGGCUGGCAAUGGCAAACCUCCCGAGUGUAUUUCAGCCUUAGUAAAAUUUCUCAUAAAAUCCAUUUGCCAUUCGAAGAAAGUUAUUGACCAAAGCGUCGACAAUUUUUUGGUCGAAGCCGAACUAAAGUCUAACAAAAUUUUUUUGUCCGAACAUAAUGAAAGCCGAGUUGAAAAGUGGGUACUUCCCUAGCGGCCCGUGUUGUGCAAUAUAUUCUCGCCCUCAAAGAGAAAAAACUCGCCUAAGAGAUACAUGAUAAUGCGUGCUUGGUCAAGUAAAGAAACACUUUAUUAUGUUUAAUUUAGAGAACGAUUAGUUUUGUCGAGAAAUAUCAGUGGAAUCAUGCAAUUCAAUCGCAAUGGAAUGCAUUUUAUACAAUUUUUAAUUUCUAACCUCAAAAAAUUGUUUGUAAGACAUCCCAAAAGUAAUCACAAACACAUACAUAUAUACCCAGAAAACACCAACAACCACAUACCAGAUAUAUAAAAAUAAACCUACUAAAAUUAUACCUUUGAUAUGCAUUUUUUUGAAUAAUUUACUUUUAAAAAGGGGGGUGUUACUGAAAGUUUGUUUAAAUUAAAUGUAUGUAAGAGGUAAAACCAAUUUGUAAAAAAAAAUCGAUUUUGAUUUUGCUUUAAGAGCAGAAACGAACCUGCAUAAAGAAACAAUUACUUAUAACGGUAAAUUGUUUAACACGUUUUCGUGUAUUUUAAAGCUUUUUCUUUUGUUGAAAAGUUGAAGCGCUUAAUUUUCAAAUGAACUUUUAUUCGCUGCGAACGAGUUUUGCUAAUUUUACAAAUUACACAGUCUCACAAAAAAAUUUUUUUUAGCCAAAUUCUGUAUCGGUGCCAAAAAUUGUUUUACACUUUUUCAUAUAUUUUUCCGUAAUAAAAACUGUGACAAGAAUUUGUCACUGUUACAAAUGUGAUGACAAUUGUCACUCUGAAAAAUUUGUCACGACAAUAGCGAUAAAACUAAACACAUAGCUCCGUCGGAAUGUUUUCACAUGAGAAUUUUGUAAAAUUGUUUAUAUCGUAAUUGCGCGCAUUUCAUCAGUUUUCAAUAAUUUGAAUAUUUCUUUAAACUAAAAGAAUGCAAAUGCAAUUAUUACAUAUGCAUUACAUAAACAUUUCUUAUUACUAGCGACCAUUUUGUCAACGACAAUUUUAAAACCCGACUAUGAUAAUUUGUCACUUUUUCAAUGGAAUUUCUCAUGGAAUUGAAGCGGUGGUGAUAAUUGUUUUUAUUAAAACAAAACAACCACCAAUCUGUCUAAUUGUUACUGACAAUACAAAAAAUUCCGAUCACUGUCACGUUAUAAAAUAUGCACCAGGUGGUCCUUUCAAUUUUUGUUCAAUAUGGUAAAUUUCUAGUGUAAUUCAAUCGAUAUAUUAGUUUUAUUAAUUCAAACGCUUCAUUUGUGUAAUUCUUUAGUAUUUAAUUGGGUGGUGAAAACGAAAAUAUCCUAGCCUGUUUCCCCGCCUAACUUUUUUGAGGGGCUGUGUAAUUUAUAAUUUUUAAGAAGUCUUCACACAAUUUGUAUUUUGAAUAAAUUGCACCUUUUCAAAUUUACACUUCUUUUUUCUUAAUUGCUUUGUCCAGUUUAAGAGGCUCUUAAAUGCCGCCAUAACCAUCAUUUCAAAUUUCCUGCUUCAAUUUUAUGUGCUUGAGUAGUUUUUAAAUUUUGUUUUAGCGCUUGCAAAGUAUUUAUUCGUCUUAAUAAUGUGUCAUGUUUUAACAAUUUUAUUUUUUAUGGAUUUAUUUUAAUUUUUUUUUUUUUGUAAGCAAUCAGAAAAAAAACUAAAAGUUUUGAGGUGGUAAAACACAUGAAACGCAAAUAAAAAAUGUGCUAAGAGAUGUUAAAUAAAAAAAUAAUAAUUAAAAAAUUACAAGCAUAUAUAUAAAUAGCAACCAAUAAGUAAUAGUUUUACUAGUUUUUUUUCAUAUACAUACAUACAUGAAAAUAUUAUACCAACAUACAUACUACAAGCAACGUUUAUGCAUUAGGAAAGGAAAGGGUGCAAAUAAAAAACACAAAAAUAAGUAAAAAAUGUUUGCGCCUAAAAAUUUAAGCGUUUUUUUGAUUUUAAAAAACUUUCUUAAGAACAAAAUCCGUAUAUACAAGUACAUAUGUAAGCAGUUGAAAGCGUGCUGAAAAUGUACUAGAUAGUACAUACUACCAGAAAACAUAGGGAAGUGAAAAAGUGUGCAAUCAAUUUUCUUUUCAAGAAAAUGGCAACGAAAAACAAUUAGUUGUAGCAAAAAAAUUAAAAUUGCACAACCAGCUUCACUCCAAUCAACAUGCCUACAUUAAGGGUUCUCGCAGUUAUAUGUAUAUUGCCAUAAAUAAAAAUAACACUUAAAGUUAUACUAAAACUAAAAAAUUGGCUGCGUGCAUACAGAUGCAUACACAAUAAAUUUGUUUUAAUGUUGAAAGUUUUUAAACAAAAACUGGCUACUACAUUUCUUUUACUUUCUAUAAAUUUUAAUUUGGUGCAAACAAAACAUCUCAGUGCUAAUUUAUAUGGACGCUCAAAGUAUCACUGGUUCGUUUUUGCGCUUACUGCCCUAUUCACUCAAUGACAGAACCAAUCGUAUUAAUGGAUUUAAAUACUGCGCCGGAAAGUGUGCCCAAUAAACUUUGGCUUUAAGUGCUCUAAAAACUACAGUUUUCUAUAUCACAAUUUUUUAUAUGUUAUGGUUAUGACCUAUUUGACCUAUUGAGUGCGUGACAACGACGAAACAAUGCUUUUUUUCGGUAGCAAAGUUUUAGGCGCAGUAGUUAAAUCAAUUGGUAUGUAAUGAGUUUGUCACUGGCGUGGGCGUGGCGUGGCGCAGCUAUUAAUCAUUACUUGCAGGCAAGCGUCUCACACACAUGAGUACUUGUUUCGUGCUUUACAAACAAAAGCUUUAAUUUUUUUCACUUUCUUAUUAAACGUCGUAUUGAUUAGCGCACGACAGCUUCUAGUUUGAAAUUUUAUUUAAAUCUUAAAAAAAAUAUAUAUAUAUAAAAAUAGUCGCGCAAACUUUGCAUUUCUUUUAGUAAACCACCAAGUGUAAAGCGUCAGAAAUUUAGAAAAAAAGCAAAAUAAUCACUUUUUUACUUCAAAGAUAUUAAUUGUAAAAUGAUUUAACAGAUGGGAA